Molecule: messenger RNA, 1224 nt
Organism: Melozone crissalis (California towhee)
Lineage: Eukaryota; Metazoa; Chordata; Aves; Passeriformes; Passerellidae
Gene: PRPF31
Product: pre-mRNA processing factor 31
Biological process (GO): mRNA splicing, via spliceosome; spliceosomal tri-snRNP complex assembly
Cellular component (GO): U4/U6 x U5 tri-snRNP complex; precatalytic spliceosome; U4 snRNP
Source: RefSeq, a predicted model, not a curated record
AUGUCUCUUGGGAAAUUUUCUGCACCUGAUGCCUUCUACAACCAAGAAAUGAAACAACACACACUUCAAGAAAUCAUUUCAUCCACACGUAGCCCAGGAAAAUAUUCCAGACAUUCCCUGGAGUUGCUGGUGCCCAACACCCUGGAUUACAUGACCAUCAAGGAAUUGGAGAAUUCCCUAGAUAAAUGCAAGAAUGAGAACAUGCAGCAGAUCUUGACCAACACCACCAUCAUGGUGGUCAGUAUGCUGGCAAGGGGGCAGCAGCUGUCAGUGGAGGAGCUGGGCAGGAUUGAGGGUAUGUGUGACAUAGCGCUGGCUCUGAGCCGGGCCAAACUGUGCAUCUACAAGUAUGUGGAGUCUUAUGGGCCCUUCAUCACUCCCAACCUCUCUCUCAUCCUCGGGCCUCCUGGCUGCCAAGACCAGGGGGUGGCAGGGGGCCUGACCCUGCUGUCCAAGCUGCAACAUCCUCCCACUAGGAGCUUCUCCUCCACCUCUGUCCUGCCCCACACCAGCUUCACCCACCACAGCGACAUCACCUGGGCCCUGCCACUGGAUUUGAGGAGGAAAGAGGCAUGGCUCACAGUAGACACAUGCACACUGGCAGCCAGGGGGACAGCUGCCAUGAGAUCAGGACAGAAGGUAGGCUAUGAGCUGAGGGAGGGGAUGGAGCACAAGUUGGACAAGUGGCAGGAGCCCAUCCCUGUGAACCCACUGGCAGCGCCACUGGAUGGGCUGAGGGAGAGGAAGGGCCAAUGGUAGUGGAAGUUGAAGGAACGCUUGGGGCUGACAGAGAUCCACAAACAGGCCAACAGGAUGAGCUCUAGGGAGAUGGAGGAGGACAUCUACCAGGAGGAGCUCAGGUUCAGCCUGGGCCACCUAGGCAAGGCCAGCAGUGGCCACAUGUGCCAGACCCUGGUCCAUGAGGCCGCCAAGGCCCAGAUCAGGAAAGCCCUGCAGAGGACCCUGCAAAAGCAGAGGGUCAUCCACAGGGGAGAAUCCACAAUCCGGAUUUCUGUUUCUCAUAGUUCAUGCAUGGCCUCAAGCAUGGCCUUCACCCCCCUGCAGAUGUUGGAGAUUGUGAACCUACAGGCAGCUUGGAAGAAAGUGGCUGAGGCCAACCAGAACUAUUUCUCCUGCACAGACAAGUUUGUCAAGGUCAAGGGGAACAAAAAUGGGAUCCCCGUUCCCCCGACAUCACUGUCAUCCCUAAAUCCCAUCCUGUGA